AUGAGAGUCCCCUACACCGCCCUCGGCGCACUGGCGCUGCUGUUAGAGGCCGCUGGUGCGCAAAAAGUAUCGUACUCGGACACGUCAGGACUGUCCUUUUACCAGGGCACCAAGACGCAGCGUGUGGGCGGCGACCCCAUACCCACGGGCGCCUAUACGACAUAUCGCUCCAAGAUCACCCUCACAGGCGCGGCCAGCUCCAAAACCCACUCGGGGUCCAGCUCCGUGACCAGCUCCGGCUCCGUCACCGUCAGCUUCCCGACCGGCUCGAUGACCACGGCCGGCAAUCUCACGGCGACGGCUUCAGCACCCCCGGAGCCGACAAACACGCAGCCCUGCAACAACCACGUUGAGCUGUGCAAGCGAAAGUUCAGCAACAUCACGCAGGUCGGCUGCCACAACUCGCCCUUUGUGCGGCCGGGCAACUCGGGGUCGAACCAGGAGCUGCCCGUCAAGACGCAGCUGGAUGAUGGUGUGCGUUUCCUGCAGGCCCAGAUGCAGUUUCCGGCCAACAGCUCGGUGCCGCACUUUUGCCAUACGACGUGCGAUCUCCUCGAUGCCGGGCCCAUCACCGACUGGCUGAGCCAGGUAGCAGAAUGGGUGGACGCCCAUCCGUACGACGUCGUCACUGUCCUGCUGGAGAAUGGCAACUAUUCGGACCCGUCCAUCUACGUGCCGUAUAUCGAGCAGACUGGCAUCCUCAAGUACACCUUCGUGCCCACCGUCUUCCCCAUGAGCUUGUCGGACUGGCCCACGCUGGAAAACAUGAUCAUCCACGGCAACCGAGUCGUCAUGUUCCUCGACUACAAGGCCAACCAGACGGCCUACCCCUGGCUGAUGGACGAGUUCUCGCAGAUGUGGGAGACGCCCUUUGACCCCGUGGACCGCACGUUUCCCUGCACCGUUCAGCGUCCUCCGGAUCUGUCCACCGAGGCGGCGGAGGACCGACUCUACUUGAUGAACCACAACCUCAACGCCGAGUUCAACGUCUUCAGCCUCGAGCUGCUGGUGCCGGCCGUCUCGCUGCUCAACGAGACCAACGCUGCUGAGGGUUACGGCAGCGUAGGCCUGGCCGCCAACAACUGUCGUAGCGACUGGGGCCGCGCGCCCAACGUCCUCAACGUGGACUAUUAUAACUACGGCACGCCGGCAGGGUCCGUAUUCGAGGCGGCUGCAAGACUGAAUAACGUCACGUACAACAACACGUGCUGCGGCAAGGUUCAGGCGAGCGGUGCUUCGGCUCUUAUGGGUGGUGCAAGAGGUGUGUUUUUAAAUUGGGCCGGCGUCGUGUCUUUGGUUGCGUCAGCAUUAUUGAUGUUGUAA
Trichoderma breve is the source of this 1323-nucleotide messenger RNA. RefSeq lists its product as uncharacterized. Gene Ontology annotation, molecular function: phosphoric diester hydrolase activity. Bases 1 to 1323 code for a protein of 440 amino acids. The transcript has a single exon. NCBI's taxonomy places the organism in Eukaryota, Fungi, Ascomycota, Sordariomycetes, Hypocreales, Hypocreaceae. The record is from RefSeq and is a predicted model, not a curated record. Gene Ontology annotation, biological process: lipid metabolic process.